ACUUUAAUCACAGGUAGCCCAACUAAAAGCUCAGUAUGAGAGCGUCAUAAUAACGACAUGCAUAUACAGUGUAGGAGUUCAACCCACAACUGGGUUGAAAUUGUUAUCAAGCAAAAAAAGCUUUCCUUCAUAUUUCUCAUCCAUAAAUUAUUUAAAUCUCUUCGAUUUGACUUUUUUUUUCUCCCAGGAGGUCUCUUUCAUGACUUGACCCCAUACGAUAUACAGGCAUUUAUCGCAACUCGAAUUACACGCAAGUGUGAUAACGUACACACUUGGCCUUUGUGCGAACCACAUUUUACGUGUGACAGACACAGUUUGCGUGCUUGCAAACGUCUGCUGAGGCUCGUUGUUGAUCCAAGUCCGUUCGCCCAUCAUCCCUUUCUUUGCGGCAAAGAGGUGACGCCAGCCAAGUCCAAAUCCACGCUUUGAAACUGAGUCAAGCACUGGCAAGCGCGCAGCGAUGUAUUCUGGCGUGAUAUUGCUACUGCUAUGGCUCAGCGCUUCGAUGUGGAUAACUGGAAGAUGUAGUGAAAGCAGCUUUAAGGAGAACCAGGACUCAUUACCAAGGAGAGUAAGGCGACAACAACCAGAUGUCACGGACGGGGGACAGCUCGUCACAGUUAUUGGGGAACCGGGAGAGGACGGAGUCAGCGGAGAAAGGGGUUUUUCCGGACUUACUGGUCAGCCAGGGAGAUCUGGACCAAGAGGAUCACGGGGUCCAGCUGGCAGGAGAGGUCGUCCGGGGAUAACAGGACCUCCUGGCCCACCCGGCCAUCCCGGAGCCCCCGGAAACACUGUGUACGAGUCGACUCCCGGUGAAAAGGGACCUGUAGUCCGUCCGAUCAUCCAAACAGCAGGAUCAAUAACAAGAAAGGUACUGGAUUUAGAGUCCUUUUUUGGGUAGUCACGCAGUACUUCUCCCCACACGUGACGAGUUGCUUGGAGGACGAAAUAAUGCCGGCCUCCAAGCUCUUCGAAGAUGGAGGGCAGAAUGCUUCCCAAAAAGAAAUUGUUCAAGACAAAAUCCCAUUUGCUUUUGGAAAAAGCACCAUAAAAAAUUCACCCUUGAUAAAUGGCUUCUGUCAGGAGCCAUAAUCGGG
Molecule: messenger RNA, 1100 nt
Organism: Orbicella faveolata
Lineage: Eukaryota; Metazoa; Cnidaria; Anthozoa; Scleractinia; Merulinidae
Cellular component (GO): extracellular matrix
Molecular function (GO): extracellular matrix structural constituent
Source: RefSeq, a predicted model, not a curated record